This is a messenger RNA of Pungitius pungitius (ninespine stickleback), 1561 nucleotides long. It is a transcript of the gene sftpbb, whose product is annotated as surfactant protein Bb. Gene Ontology annotation, biological process: sphingolipid metabolic process. The transcript is spliced from 11 exons. The record is from RefSeq and is a predicted model, not a curated record. The coding region runs from base 104 to 1156 and encodes 350 amino acids. Gene Ontology annotation, cellular component: lysosome. Lineage: Eukaryota; Metazoa; Chordata; Actinopteri; Perciformes; Gasterosteidae.
CGCACACGAGAUGCGCUGCUUGCUAACCGCCAAGAAGAAGAAGAACAGCGGCGCACGGACCUUAUGAUCGAUGGUAAUUAUUGACCUUAAGCCUUGAACCACCAUGGCAGCAUCUGGCCUCAUCCUCGGGAUCCUCGCGCUGUCUCUGAGUCCCGGAGACCCGUUUUCAAUCAUCAAACAGAAGCCACUGACCGUAGACGUGUGUUCAGAGUGCAGCCAGUUCAUCCAGCUCUCUGCCAACAUGAUUUCCAGCAGGGAUGCUAAGGAGACUGUGUAUAAAACCCUGCAUUCCCUGUGCCAACGCCUCCCGAGAGAACAGGCGUCAGAGUGCGAUUCACAGGUGAAAGUGUAUUUGCCGAAAGUCCUGCAGCAGACACCCGGUCACCUGAAAUCUGGAGAAACCUGCGUAGUUUUUGGACUUUGUGCUGCCCACAAGGAGGAAGUGAUGGAAACUCUGCACCGCGCCACCAACACAGACGUGUCGGUCUCUGCACUCAGCUCCGCCUCCAAAACACAGGGUCAGUUUAACCCAGCAUGCACCCUGUGCUUGUAUUUUAUAAAGAAACUGGAGACACUGCUGCCAAAAAAUAUGACUGAGGAUGCUUUGGUGAAAGUCAUGGGAGAGGUCUGUUAUCUCCUCCCACAGAGCUACAAGGACCAAUGUAAUGAUUUUGUUGAAAAAUAUGGCGUGCAGAUAGUGGAAUUCCUCUUAUUGUCCGCUGCACCUCACACAAUAUGUAGCCUUCUGCACGUCUGCUUGUUCAAGGAGCAGCCCGUUCCAGAGUUGUUCCUCCCCUCGGAUUGUGACUUUUGUCGCACGCUGGCUGCCCUGAGCCGACUACACCUCGGUCUCAACUCCACCCAAUCGCAGACUUCCUCUUUCCUGCAGUCUGUGUGCGUCAAUCACCCCAACGCCAUCCCCAAGUGUGGGGCUUUCACCAAAGUCUACGGCUCCAGACUGCAGAAGGUUUUGGGAAACCAGAUGGACGGCCCAGAUGCUUGUGAAAGAGCGGAUCUGUGUGUUGCUGCAAAGAAUUUGGAGCCGCUGGGAACGAAUCAUUGUACCUGGGGGCCGAGCUACUGGUGCAAAGACAUUCAAACUGCUCAAAAGUGUGGCAACCAGGCCUUCUGUGAGAAGUACAUGUGGAAGGAGUGAACACGACGGACAUCUGCAUUUGCGUCCUGCUUCUGCCCCCCCCCCCGUCGUGACACUGACAGCAUGUGGGCAUAGAAAUAACCGCUUUCUUUUUACAGAGCUACUGCACUGAUCAAAUCUUUUGUCUUUUGAAAUUAAUGCUGUACGCUAUUUUGUUCAAUAAGCUUAAAUGUUUAUCCAGAAAUGAUUAAAUUUGUGUCAAGUAACAAAACAGGAUGGGAUUGAGUCUGACACAUCAGUGUCUGGUAUUCCAGUUCAGUGAGUAGUGAUAUUCUGUAGAUUGCAAAAAAAGAUGAAUUACAUGAGACUAUUGUGUAAUUUUAUGAUCCAAUCAUCCUAUGAGCCGUGGUAAAUUAGCACACGCAACAAACUGCUAAACCUUCAUUAAAAUUCAAUAAACAGACA